This is a messenger RNA of Zygotorulaspora mrakii, 2442 nucleotides long. It is a transcript of the gene BCK2, whose product is annotated as Bck2p. Bases 1 to 2442 code for a protein of 813 amino acids. The record is from RefSeq and is a predicted model, not a curated record. Lineage: Eukaryota; Fungi; Ascomycota; Saccharomycetes; Saccharomycetales; Saccharomycetaceae. The transcript has a single exon.
AUGGCAAAACAUUCGAGCAGUCCGAAAUCUACACCAGGCACCGAAUCAGUGAACAAAUGGAAGAUUCCUCAUUACUACAGAAGGUCAUCCAGUGCAUCUUCUCAACAAUCUGGCGUGGGGGAAAGUGUCGCUGCUAGCACACCAAGUACUCCAAAUAUUAACGUCAUGACCAGCCCAAAGAGAGUCCUGAUGGAUGAUCCAAAGAAGGGUAAAAAGCGGUCUAGUGGCAGAUUAAGAAAGAAAGGCAAGAAAAAGGCGGGUGAAAUGGUUUUCGUGAACUACACAGUUCAGGAUAGUGCUUCUGAGAGUGAAAGUGGAACGCAGUCAUCAAGCUCUACUACACCGGUUGAUGUUAAUUUCCCAGCUACAGUUUCAAAUACCAAUGAUGCUAUUAAUAGAAGGAAAAAAUCAUCUCGAAGUAGAAUGCUGGAGAUUUUUGGUUCUAGCAAGCACGGUUCAGACAAAAAGAGCAACCAGAACGUAUAUUGUGGGCAGGAAAUGAACUCGCAAUCUUUGCCAGAUUUGCCUAAAAAUGGCAAUUUAACCGGGAAAAGAUCUUAUGGUUCAUUUCUUAAGUAUGGCAGAUUUUACGGAUCAUCUGUUGCAGCUAUGCAAUCAUCCUCGGGCUCAGAGUACACAGAUGAUUCUAACAGAGACGUGGAAUUUGUCCCAAAAUCCAGCAACAAUCCCAAAACAGUCAGACCUUUCGUUCAGGCUAAUUCUGAGAUAUUUGCUUCUUCCCAUAAGGGUAUUCAUCUUUUAGGCCGUAAAAAGGCCUAUAGCGAAGUAAACAUUAGCCAUAGAUCUGUCGAUGGGUCUGCAGAAGAUGAAUUAUCUAUUGAUCAUCACUACUUGGACGAGGAUAAAAAUUCCACGCCAACUAACGUUUUUUCAAAUAGAAUGACUAUGGCAUCAGAACCUUCAUUGGCAGGAAGUAACAGACUUAGCGAUGAAAAUGAUGCUUCCAUUGCAUUCACUAAAAUGUUUACAAAGAAAAGAGCGAACACGGGCGGGUCCAUGUCUUCGCUUGUAUCUUUGAAUAACAACCUACAGCAACAGAAUGCAUCACCGCAGGCAAAUCCAAAUAUGAUGGUAAAUUCAUUCAAUAAAAAUUUAUCUCUUAGCUCAAUAUCAUCAGCUUCGAAUCGAUAUUCCCCUAUAAGGACUGCAUCACCAGCCCGGCCGCGCUCAGCAACUCGUGUAUCCUCUUCUCACAGAAUAUCUCGAGAUUCGUCUUCUUUACAAAAUACAUUUGACAUUACGGAUGCUACAGCAUUAUCUGGACCAGAAUCUUUUCUGGAUAUACACACUGGGACCAAAAAUACCAUGGCAAUGAAUGCUAGGCAUAAACGAAAACAAGACUCAAUUUCUGAUACAUAUAGGAAUUCUGCAAAUAACAAUGCAAGCACUCCAUCAUCCUCUUUGGUAACACCUCCCGCUAUAACCUCCGGCUACACGGUUGUGUCUUCAACCUCUGCAUCAUCUACACCCAGUGUUCUGGAGUUACCUAACGCUGGUCAAACUAAUACUGGACAAAAUGGAACCACAAGUUCCGAAGUUGCAAGCUAUUCUAAUUUGUUAGACCACAAUAGUUCUUCUGAAGUCUUAAAUCAAUCUGAGAUGCCCACACCAACCGAGACCUUACCGACAUUGAAGGGAAUUCCAAGAACUACGCUUGAGGAAAACGAAGAAGAGGCUCAAACUGACAAAAGAUACUUACAGGUGAACAACAAAACUGAUAACUUCGAAAAUAUUGUUUUUGUCAAUGGGAGUAGCACAGAAAGCAGUCAAGUGGACUCUCUUUUGACUAACUCUGUAUUUUCGUCUGCUACGAGUACCUUUUGGACUCAAGAUCAGGGCAGUUUUACAAUGAGCAUUAACGGGAACAAUGUAAACAACAACGGUAAAUUUGAUGAAGCAAAUUACUCUUCCUCAUUAAAUACAUCUAACAUAACUCCUUCUUCUACCACUAAUAAUAAAUUUGAAAAUUUGAGUACAGAUGAUAUAUUACGUGGGACUCACUUCAGCAUUCCAAACCAAGAAGACCUAAAAACGCAUAUGGAAUUUGAUUUCGAAAACACAAAUUCAUUUUUUCAGGACAGGUCAUCCAAAAACACUCAUGGUAAUUACGGCAAUGCAUCCUUAUCUGGUGCUUUUUUUAAUGAACAGGCAUCAACUGUCACAUCGGUUGCCAACGUCUCCCCUGGCACCGCUGCCACAUUGUCUAUCGAAGAUGUUUCCAAUGGCAAUCCAUACCAGAGGACUUUACGCGAUCAGUAUAAUGGUAACAGUUCUAUGAUUCAAUCAAGCUCAGGAUCACCACAGUUAAACACUAAUGUUAAUAACUCAGGAGCAUGGAAUUUAAUGAAUUCUGAUUUAGAUGCUAUUGCAAAUUCUUUUUUUGUUGGCGAAGAUAUGAAUGAUCAACCACCACCAGUGUAG